Molecule: messenger RNA, 4750 nt
Organism: Scleropages formosus (Asian bonytongue)
Lineage: Eukaryota; Metazoa; Chordata; Actinopteri; Osteoglossiformes; Osteoglossidae
Gene: ncoa7b
Product: nuclear receptor coactivator 7b
Exons: 17
Coding region: 294-3062 (922 amino acids)
Biological process (GO): regulation of transcription by RNA polymerase II; response to oxidative stress
Cellular component (GO): nucleus
Source: RefSeq, a predicted model, not a curated record
GGCGGUGGUCGCCCGCUGCCCUGAAGAAGCGUCUCGAGUGGAAGCGCGAUGGAAGUCGGUGUGUGACCAGGUGUCCGUGUCGUUGGAGGCCACCGAAGUCGGACGAAAUAUACAUACUUAUAUGUGUCGGAGUCUGUUCCGCCUUCAAAGCCGGGGGACUCAUCGCAGAGGAUGCGGAGCGCAGAGCGCAGCGGGAGGAGCGGCAGUGCUUUGGGGUGGAGCUCGUGAGCGGCGGCUGGAGGUGCACGCGCGCUCAUCUUCAUCCAUCGCGUGCGGUCUCCGUGAGCGCCCGGAUGACUGACUGUAAGGAACACACCAUCCAGCUGAGAGCGCUGACUGCUGACCGCCGUGCGAUGGAGAAGGAAAAGAAGCCAGGUUACUUCGCCAGGCUGAAGAGGAGGAAGCAGAUCAAGCAGAGUCAGUCAGAGCCGUUGGUGACUGGGCAGGAACAGUCAGAACCUGCAGCGGCCAGUAAGAGCCAACCGGAGCCGCCCAUGGCAGAUCUCUGCAGAGAGACCCCAGCAGGAAAGGGAAAAGUAGUCCAAGCACCAACAUGCUUGGACCCGUCUUCUGUCUCCUUGGCGACCGGCAUAGGCAAAGAAAGGGAAAGCCAGGAUGAAAGCCAUGGUAACAGUCAGGACACCAGGAGUGGGAUGAAGAAGAAGCAGCCUCCUGGUACAGUGGAAUACACGGUGGGUCCUCAGGACACACUGAACAAAAUUGCUCUCACAUUCAACAUCACCCCCAAUAAACUGGUGCAGCUGAACAGUCUGUUCUCCCGCUAUGUGGUUCCGGGUCAGACACUGUUUGUCCCAGAUACGGGCCAGUCGGAGAGCAGCUCUGCAGUCCCUGACUCUGCUGUCUCCUCUUGUAAUCUCCACUCUGACAAAGUGUCGCAGGAUACUAAUUCAAGCAAAAAGGAGGCAAAGCCUCUCAGACGGGUUCUGUCACCCGGCUCCGAGGAUGAGGAGCCAGCAACUGUCAAGUUUCUCAAAAUGAGCUGCAAAUACUUCACCGAUGGCAUGGGUGUGGUUGGAGGAGUGAUGAUUGUGACACCCAACAACAUCAUGUUUGACCCACACAAGUCAGACCCUCUGGUCAUCGAGAAUGGCUGCGAAGAGUACGGCCUCAUCUGCCCCAUGGAGGAGGUGGUGUCCAUUGCACUCUACGAUGACAUUUCCCAUAUGAAGCUGAAAGAUGCGCUGCCAUCCACAUUUUUUUUUAUUUAUUCAUUUUCUGUGUUUCCUAUUUGUUCAUUCAUAUGUAGCCUUUUUAUUAUUUCUUCAGGUUAUUUAAUUUCGGUGUUUUGUGUUAGUUUUGUUUUCCCAUAUUUUCAUUUUCAUCUUUUGUUUUUGUGUUAUGUCUCUCUCCCCCCUCAUUCCUUCAUCCCUACCUUGCACCAACCAUCUUCUCACAGCGACCUACCCCAGGAUCUAUGUCCUUUGUACAGGCCAGGAGAGUGGGAAGACCUUCCAUCUGAGCAUGAGCUCAACCCCUUCAGCCGCUUUGAGGCCCUGGAUCGGGACAAGAGGCCCAUCCUCCUUGACGACAUUGAGGCUGUGGUCACUGACACAGACACAACUAAGUCUGAGGCCAUGGAGAAAUCGCCUUCAGACGAAGGGUUCACAGAACUGGAGCUGCCGUCAACAGGGAACACAGACGAGUCUCAGGGCGACAUUGAAGGCCUGGAGGAGCUUGUCGCUCCUAGGCAGGACUCUCCUGCAGAGUGGUCCCCAUUGGAAGCCCACAGUGGCAUUUCGGCAGAGCUGGAUAAGCAGCCAGAAGGAGGACCUGUGCGGAACAGUGUUCCUGCUCCCACGGAUAUUCCUGCAGAGAAAGCUUUGGGAGAAAAUGAGCCGCGCAAGGUGAGCAGUGGCAGUGAGGGGACACUUGCUGACACGCUUGAAAUCAAACCCAAAGACCUUAGCUUCACUAGCAGCAACGAAUUGACAGAGGACCAACAGGAGAGUGUUGAGCCUUCCGGUAAGGAUGGUAUGCCACGUUCCAGUGAUGAGGCAAUGAAUGAAACAAAAGUAAAUGUUGUGGACUCUGAGGGGGCAGAGCCAGCACGGCUCUCUGAAGAAGAGGAGCGAAAGCGCAACAGCGAGGUGGAGAUGAAGGCUUGGCUACUACAGCGGAUGCAGGGACCAAUAGAGGACAUGCUGCUGUCAAAAGAAGAGAAGAGCAAGAACCCACCCAUGUUCCUGUGCUUCAAAGUGGGAAAACCCAUGAGAAAGUCCUUUGCCAUUGGUCAGACAUCAAGCCCAGCCCACCAGUACCGGAGGAAGGACCAUCAGCCAGAAUACUGGUUUGCCGUCCCCCAGGAAAGAGUGGACCACCUCUAUGCCUUUUUUGUUCAAUGGUCCCCAGACGUGUAUGGGAAGGAUGCUAAGGAUCAAGGCUUUAUCGUAGUGGAAAAGGAUGAGCUCGACAUGGUCGACAACUUCUUCAGUAGCCCAACCCCCAAAAGCUGGGAGAUCAUCACUGUGAAUGAGGCAAAGCGACGCCAGAGCGUGGGCAGUUUUGAUGACAACGAAUUGCUCGACCUUCUGCCCGUGUUGAGUGAUAACAGCCUGCUGCUCGAAGAGAGUCACUUGCUGAAACUGGCCAGUUAUCUGCCGGCACGGAUCCAAGGAUAUCCGUGGCGGCUUGCCUACAGUACGGCGGUCCACGGAACGAGCCUGAAGACCCUGUACAGGAACCUUACUGACAUAGACAGCCCUGUGCUGCUGGUUAUCAAAGACAUGGACAACCAGGUGUUUGGAGCCUUCUCGACACACCCUUUCAGGAUUAGUGAACACUGCUAUGGGACCGGGGAGACCUUUCUCUACAGCUUCUGUCCUGAUGUUCGGGUGUAUCAGUGGAGCGGUGAGAACUCGUACUUUGUGAAAGGUAGCACGGAUUCUCUGCAGAUGGGAGGGGGAACGGGACACUUUGGCCUGUGGUUAGACGCUGACCUGUAUCAUGGGUCCAGCUCCACUUGCUCCACCUUCAGGAAUCAGCCACUAUCCUCGAAGCAGGACUUCACCAUACAAGACCUGGAGGUCUGGACUUUCCUGUAAAAUCUACCCUUCCACUGAGAGUAAAACCUGUGACUUUGCAUCUGUUUUUAGUGUGCAAGUGAUGGAAGUGGGUUUUACCAGGUUCUACCUGACUGUACUUGACAGGCGUUGGCGAGCACAGAAGGCAUGUCGUCGUUGCUCUCUCAGCUGUCAACUGCCCUGCGCCUCAGACUCAGUUCCCCAGCUUGCGGCUUAGUGCAGACACUUGUCAGAACCAGAACCAAACCACUGCACGCACAUAGAAAAAAGGAGACCACUAAUGUCACGUCCAGACCAAAAGUGAACCCCACGCGAGGAUAUGCGGAGGAAUUGUUUACAGUAAAGAUGCCACCCUUUCUGAGGGGCUGUCUUAAUUUCAUGUUAGGAGUGGUUGAAUGUGACAGUAUAAUUGCCAUUAGUGGGAAAACUGUUUUGAUUGUUGAUGUUCAAGAUGUGUGUCUUAGCAAAUCCAAACAUUGUGUUUAAAAGAGAAUCAGGACUGAGGCCUGUAUUUGACCAAAUACUACAGUUGUAAUUCAGUUUAGUUCUAGUUUUUUUUUAAUUUUAUUUUUCCUUUUUGUUACAUUUACAGAAUUUAAAUAAGCACUUUGCAAGUAUUUUUGUAAGCAAUGCCACCAGGUUACUUUUUAUUCAUUUGGCCAAGUGUAUGAAUUUUUGAGUUUUUCCUCUGUUUGACAUGAAAGUGGAGGAAAAAAGUGUUACUUUAAGUAGUGUAUUUUGUAUCAUUCCAGUUUAACAGUGACCAACUCCCUGGCCUCCCGUGUCCUCUCGUUAACCAUGCAAAUCUCUUGUAGUCCUCUUGAACCUGCCGCCAUGCCUUUCACAGCAGCAGGCUCGUAGGUUGGGUGUUGGCCAUCAGUGGAGUAGGUUUGCUGUAAAGCCGACCAUCCGUACCCAUGGCGAUAUCACAACUUCUCCUGACAUUAAUGGAAUAAAAGCAAUGGUCUCAUUCUGCUUCUGAUCACUGCCAGUCCUCGCAGAACUGCCACACCUGCCGCUACUCAGAGACUGCUGUCUUCCAGACUCGCCGGCGCAGACAAGGGUUCUCACGUCUUGAAAGCAGGAGGAUCGAAUGGCUUUGCUCUCGAUUUUUGCUAGUAGACGAAAGUGCACUAUUUUACCCAGUCGCAUCACAGCAUAUUCCUGAACGUUAUGUUUCUCACUGUGUACAUCUCUAAAGGGAAAGCAUACCUGUAUUUGUUCUCAUUAAUAAAACACAAAAAUGUCUGUGCUUAUAGCUGGAAUAUCUAGUAAUGGUUAAUUUCCAAUAAAGACACGUGUUUUGUUUGUUAGUGUGUGCUGCUGGGAUGACUUGCCACAGCACUAGAAAUACAGUAAAAGCUUUUCUCCCAUCCAUAUUUUAAUAAUGUGCUGUUGACCAGUUCAUGUGUUUCAUUAAGUAUUUACAGCAUGUGUGAUGCAUCUUUACUGCAGUUUUCUUCACGUAAUGUCGGACGCGACCUCUCUCACUCAGCUAUUCACAAACUAAGGCGAGCGCUUAGCAGAACCUUGUCGUCUUGUAUUACGGAAGCCGUGUCCUUUGUGUUCUGUUCUGCGAGUAAAAUGCACUUGUGAAGUAUUCCUCUUUGUGAGCCAAAACAGUUCUGUAAUCUGUGGUAUUGCUGAGAUUAUAUUUAUUGUGCUUUUGCUAUGUUUAAAAUAAAACACUACAGAUGUACAAGAGAGAA